AUGGUCCUGGAGAUAUCCGUCGGGGAGGCGUCCGGCCUCAUCGCCACGGGCGUGUUCCUGUUGCAACUCCUGAUUCCUUUGGCGCUUCCGAUCCUCUUGGCCGCGUACAUUGCAGAGAAGAACUCGGUAGUCACUUGGUCUGUCCUCGGUCGUUUCCUCCACACGUCACUGUGGCCUAGCAUUCUGCGGACCGACACCGCCGCGGGCGGUCAUGGCGUCACGAAGCACGUCAGCUUCAUCGGCAUCUUCCAGACCGUUGCCCUCACCCUCAUCUCCGUAGCGUCCAUCGUGACGCCCCUGGGCUUGUACGACACCGUGACGCCACGCGGCGACGCGCAGCUUGAGCACUUCACAUAUCUCAAGGACCUGUCCCCCUUUGGCGCCGGCACUCCGUGGCGGAGUUCGGCCCCGUUCGGCCGGGUGUGUGGCCCCGACCCGUGCCCCGGGACGGUGAAAACCCAGACAUGCGAGAAGAAGGGCCUCGCAGAAGUAUGCCUCGACGUCAAAUUCGACCGCGCCAUACCGAGCUCGCUGCAUGAUUUGUUCGGCGGCGGGGCCACCGCCUUCUCGCCAUCCGUCUCGAGCGUCUUCGAUAUCCAGUGGAGGGCGUACUUCAACGCGACGGAUGCGGGCGGCAAGCUGGGAUGGGCCCUCAGGUCCGCGUAUCGGCAAAUCACGACGCUCAUUCUCGAGCCGGACAGGCACGUUGUCGAGGGGGUCAUUGUCGACACUAUCACCGGUGGCAUCGGCUUCCGAAACCACACGGUCCCCGGCACCACGUACCGGUACGGCAGCAGUUGGUCCGAGGAUCUCCUCUUCAUCGAGCCCGAGACGCAGUGCGUGGACCUCAACUUGACGUUUCAUUUCCAACUCGAAGAGUACGACGGGUUUCCCGCGCUUGGCCGCACCUACAUCGUAGACAAUGGGGGGUUCUGGAACCUAUCACGCAAGGCACCGGUCCCAACUCUCACGGACCCGUGGGCGUACAAUGGCCAAGGCGACAUCGAUCUGAAAUCGCGAGCGUACAACGCCGCAUGGUUGAACAACUACCUGACACUGCUGUAUUUCAACCUCACGAAUCCAGAUAUGAACAAUAUCAAAUGGAUUGAUUCCAAGCCGGACAUGGAGAUACAGGGCAACUCGUCCUUCCAGAGCACAAACGCGACCACAUUCAACCUCUUGUAUCAGGCCAUCAGAUCCAGCACUACCUUUGGCGAGUAUCUAUCAUUCAACAAAACCACAAACAAAGGCAUAAACCCUUACAACAUCACAGCAAACCAGUUCUCACAAAUCGGCCAGCAGUGCCGAGGCGCCCUGCUCAUGGACCCAGCCAACAUCAACAGCACACUGAUAGCAUGUGGUCUCGUCUAUGGCGCCGCUCAGCGCACAGAUCAAGGUAACCCGCUGGUGCCCGAUCCAGGGUCCAAGUGGGUGUUCCCAGUAUACAGUUGCGCAUCAUCUGUCAUAGCCAGCAUCAAGACAGUGACGUUCCAGUACAACGGCACAGAUUUGUCCGCCCUGAAGGUGGCCAAUGUUGAGCCAAAGAAGUAUCCCAGCCCCUCUGAUCUGCCGCUGUGGGGGGUCGAAGACAUGCACAACUUCACCAUCGGCAACGCCCAGCCGCUCUGGGGAGUCCUCGGCAGGGCCAACGCGACCAUCGAGGACUCGAUCAAGCAAAACAUCACCACCAUUGCGCAGGAGAAGUUGCGCCUUCCGGGGCUCGUAGACGACCUUACCAUGUUGCUCACAGGCCGCUUGCGAGACAGCACCCGCGGUGGUCAGAACCUGCCCGGCGCCACCUUUUAUGCUCAGGCACUGCAGAACGCCUUUAGCAUCGCGAGGCCCGGUGGCAACGCCUACGGCGAUUACUCGGGGCAGACGGGUCUGGCUCUCUUCGCCAAAUGGCAGCAGCUGUCCAAGAGCGCCGACGAAGCGUCCCAGAUUAUCAACCUUGUCUGGACUGAUAUCGCUGCCAAUGCCGUCGUCGGGACCAAGGGCUGGGGGCUGACGUCUGUCGCCGCCGGUCUAGCCAAGCGCGCGACGAACAGCGACCAGCAUGACAUGGUGCCUGUAACGGCGUUCCGAAAGCAGGUCAGGUACCGCAUCCCGUUCGCGGUGCCGGCAUUCGUCGUGCUCGCCGUGGCUCUCGCAAUCAUCGUAGCCAUGUCGGUGUUGCUGGUUACGGGCAGGACAGGGCUGACCAGGCUGAGGCGGCUCAUUGACGCCACGUCGCCUGGCAGACUGAUAUCGCAGAAGCUGUGGCCCGAGGAGGCAUAUGGCCUGAACACGAAGGAAUGGGUGAAGAGGAUCGGCCCGCGGCAGGUCGUAGUCACAAAGGAGGUCGUCGCCGAGGACAGCCCCGGCCUCCCGAGCGAGGACCAGACGCCGGAGAAGGAUCCCGCCGAACAGCAGCAGAGCCUCCUCCCGACCAAGGACGCUCCGGUGUUGAGCGUCUCCAGCCAGUCCGCAAUGUAA
Molecule: messenger RNA, 2475 nt
Organism: Purpureocillium takamizusanense
Lineage: Eukaryota; Fungi; Ascomycota; Sordariomycetes; Hypocreales; Ophiocordycipitaceae
Exons: 4
Coding region: 1-2475 (824 amino acids)
Source: RefSeq, a predicted model, not a curated record